CUCCUGGAUUAUUUUUUUUUUCCUCAGAAAUAUGCCAACGAAAAAACCCAUUAAAGUAGCUGUGAUAGGCUCCGGAUUAGCAGGAUUAACAGCAACUUAUUUAUUAAAUAAUAGUGAUGAUGUUGAAGUUCAUUUAUUUGAAAAGAAUGAUUCUCUUGGUAUGGAUGCUGCUUCUAUAUCUGUUGGACCGAAAAAUGAUUUUAGAAUUGACGUACCAAUGCGUUCCUUUAUGUCUGGCUAUUAUACACAUUUAUUCAAGUUGUACAAGUACCUUAAAAUACCUAUCAAAAAAGCUAAAUUUAGUUUUGGUUGGUAUAGAAUCAUGAUGCAGCCAUCCUGUACUAUUAAGAAGUCAUUAACUGCAUCUCAAGUUGCAUCUUAUACAAAAAAUGAGUCUUAUUUAAUCUAUAGUGGUGCACGUACUGUAGGUCAUUUGAGCAGAGUAAAGAAAUCAAUCAUGUCAUCAAAAGAUAUAUUUAUAUUCCUUUGGCAAUCAAUGAUCGUUGCCCUCUCUUAUUUAUGGCUUUUAUUUAUUUCACUAUGGCAUCAUUAUCAGGGUCAUCUGAGAGACCCUCAUCAUGCUAUCACUAACAUGACUCUGGAUCAGUUCUUUAAAAGAUAUCAUAUUCAUCCUUAUUUUGCUUAUGAUGUCUUUGUUCCUUUAUUUGCUGCUGUUUGCACAAAUACAUAUGAGUCUAUGUUGAACUAUCCUGCAUCUGACGUGUUAGAGUAUAUGGCCGUAGGUUUCUUUCAAGAAUCCUAUGUUGUAGCAUGUGGUGUACAACAAGUAGUUACAAAUAUCUCAAAGUCAUUUAAACAUGUUCAUUUGAAUACUCAAAUAGCUGCUAUUCGAUCAGUCACAAAUGAUCAACAGGGUCGUUUCAAGUUAAUAGAUGAAUAUGAUCAAACGUAUUUCAUAGAUCAUAUCAUUUUCGCUACUCAAGGGAAUCAAGCUCAUCAAAUCUUAAAGAGCUAUUUAGACGACACAUUAGAUAACAAUACGAUGACAACCGCAAAUAAAGUAGUAAAAGAACAAAUCGAAACCUUAAAGACCUUUCCAUAUGAUAAAGCCAUGGUUAUCAAUCAUACAGAUACUCGUCUAUUACCAUCAAAUCCUUUGAAUUGGAAAGCCUUAAACUUGGCUACUGUUGAUCAAAGUGUAAAUCCGGGUGAAAGUGAUCUGAUCAUACCUUACCCUCAUAAUACAACAAUGGCAACUCAUAUCCUUCAUAUGACACAUAAAACAAUGAUGGAUAAUAACUCUACUUGCUAUCUUCAAACAACAAAUCCAUGUAUUGCCGUUGAUCCUGAUAAACUUUUGUCAGUUGCAUGGUUUGAGCGUGCAACUGUGACACUUGAAUCGAAAAGGGCUUUAAGAAGAUUAUUUACUGAUCAUGGUGAUCAAGUUCAAUUGGGAUCUUGUCAAGGAUUUCAAAAUGGUAUUUGGUUUAUAGGAUCUUAUUGUUGGAAAGGCAUUCCCUUAUUAGAAGGCUGUGUAGCAAGUGCAGAGUAUGUUGUUACAAAAGGAAUUGCUAGGACGAUGAGGAAAACAGCCAUGGUGAAACCUUCAUUGCUUCUUGUUGCUCUUGUUACAAUAAUCACUACAUGUUAUGCUUCAAGUGGUGAUCGACAAAUAGAGUACAUUAAUUGCGUAGAAAGAUGUACAGCUAAUACAGAUAUUUCACAAUUGCCUUUUUAUUUACAAUUAUUACGUUGGACUGUACGUCAGGAUUGUGGCUAUCAUUGCAUGCAAACCAUUACACAGUAUGCCAUGGCUAACAAUCAAGUUAUCCAUCAAUAUUAUGGUAAAUGGCCUUUUCAUCGUGUAUUCGGUAUUCAAGAACCUGCAUCUGUUGUCUUUUCCAUCCUUAAUGGGCUUAUGCAUUUUCAUUAUUUCAAACAGAUUAAACGACACAUUCCUCAGAGUUAUCGUUUAAGACACUUUUAUUUAGGUAUUGCUAUUAUAGGAAUGAAUGCCUGGCUUUGGAGUACUAUCUUUCAUAUGCGUGAUACACCAUUCACAGAAAAGCUUGAUUAUUUCAGUGCAGGACUUUACAUUCUUUAUAGUUUUUGCGUAGCCACGAUACGAAUCUUUUAUUUAAAGGGCGCAUCCGUCUUGAUUUGGUCCAUCUUUUGUCUCCUGUUGUAUAUAGCACACGUCAGUUAUCUUUCAAGCUUGCAGCGAUUUGAUUAUAGUUAUAAUAUGUUGGCGUGUAUUAUUGUAGGAUCCUGUCAGACGCAGCUUUGGUUAAUUUGGUCUAUUAUGCAAUAUACAGAGAAAUGGGGAAGAGUUGAGAGAAGACCAUUUGCUUGGAUGGCGGGUCUAUCAGUGAUCCUCGUAAGUUGCGCUAUGUGUCUUGAAAUCUUUGAUUUCCCACCUUUUUAUCAAAUCUUUGAUGCACAUUCAUUGUGGCAUGCUGCUACAAUCCCUUUGGUUCCUUUAUUUUAUAGAUUUUUAUUACGAGAUACAGAAUGCGAAAUGACUUUAUCGAGAUUAACAAAUGAGAAGAGAUCUUUAUAAAUAAAUAAACUAUUCCUAUCAUAUAGUAUGAUUAUGUAUAUAUAUAUAUAUAUAUGUAUAUAUGUAUACAUAACACAUUGACAACUGUAA
Molecule: messenger RNA, 2611 nt
Organism: Cokeromyces recurvatus
Lineage: Eukaryota; Fungi; Mucoromycota; Mucoromycetes; Mucorales; Mucoraceae
Product: Per1-like-domain-containing protein
Exons: 4
Coding region: 32-2521 (829 amino acids)
Biological process (GO): GPI anchor biosynthetic process
Cellular component (GO): endoplasmic reticulum membrane
Molecular function (GO): hydrolase activity, acting on ester bonds
Source: RefSeq, a predicted model, not a curated record